AUGGGAUAUAAGAUAUAUUCUAACUCUGACUUAGUUCAAACAGUAACAUGGGCAAACUAUGAAUGGUUCGCUUUGAGAAACUCAGUACAACCACAAGCUAGAGAACAAACAGACCAGUAUGCAACUAUUGAGAAAAUAAGAAGACUUGACCCUAACGUUCCAGGAGUUUAUGUUAACCUUUCUGGACAAACUGCAGCAGCAGUAACCAAAGUAAAACUGAAACUUAGAGUUCCUUUGUCAUCUUUCCUCAUCUUCAGGUUUUUAAGAUACUUGCCAAACUGGGCAGGAAAAAUUUCUAUCGAACUUACUCCAAGCAAAAAUAACUUAGUCAUUGCACCAACACAAGACCCAUUCACUAUUACAGACGUAAAGGGAACAAAUCAAACGUCAUUCGCCGAAUUUUGCAAAGACAAAGUUGACUUAGACUUUGGUUUCUCAAACUUCAACACUGCAGUAAACUAUUAUUUCAAUGCUGCUGGAGAUGCUUGGGACCCAGUUAAGUUCACAUGCGAAAAAUUUGAAUGCAAGAGAAUAGAAAGCAGACUUGCAGUCUAUAUGUUGGACCCAGAUAUUUCAAAUGCUUUAGCUGCCAAAUAUAUUGCAGUUCCACUUAUGUUCCCUAUACACCAAAUAUCUGUCAAAGACUUUGCAGGUGAAGUUGGAAACCAAAGUGCUGACCCAGGUGCAAGAACAGAUAUUGCUUUAACAACUGCAAUGAAACAUGCAGAUACUAUGUUUGUACUGUUCAGACGAACUAUAAAUGACUAUUCUUGUUUCUACAACCCUGGUAUUAAAUAUCAUAUAAACAUAGAUGGCAAAUAUUAUCCAAGAGAAGAAUAUUCUACAGUUGAGGAUAUGAGGUCAUACAACUUGACAUUAGAUGCUAUGAACUUUAACAACAACUUCACAACAACCAUUAACCCUGAAAUGCAAAGUUCUAUUAUGCCAUAUGUGAAAGUAUGGACUCAUACAGGAGGUCAAAAAACUCAAUAUACAAAUGGAGACC
Messenger RNA from Trichomonas vaginalis G3, 1006 nucleotides. RefSeq names its product protein of unknown function, DUF4106 family. Lineage: Eukaryota; Parabasalia; Trichomonadida; Trichomonadidae. The transcript has a single exon. The annotation marks the transcript as partial. The record is from RefSeq and is a predicted model, not a curated record.